CAACGAGCUUAAUCAGAGUCUAGAUUGUUUGGUUGACUUUCCUCAAUCACCCCCAAGGAAAAAGAGAGCCAAAACUGUUGUUUGAGAUGGAGAAUAGGCCUCAAGUGUUCAUCAGUUACCGAGGGAAAGACCUGCGACUGACACUAGUGCCACAUAUCAAACAUCAUCUGAAAGAUAGCAACGUAAAUGUGUUCACGGACAGCAACGCAACGGGAGAACGGUUAAAGGAACUAUUUAACCAUAUCAAAGACUCUCGGAUCGUGAUCGUCAUCUUCUCCAUAAGCUACUUGGAGUCACGGUGGUGCUUGGACGAGCUCGCUGAGAUCAGGAAUUGCUUGUUGAGGAAGCAACUUGACUUCGUGAUACCCAUCUUUUAUAAGGUCAAGACUUCCCACGUUGAGAAACAGACCGGAGAUUUUGGCAAACCGUUUCCAAACUUGCAGAAGAAGCAUCCACGCCUCAGGAUCUUGAGAUGGAAGAAAGCUUUGAGAUUUGUGGCUAAAUCAAUUGGAUUGUCUUAUAGAGAAAAUAGUUCGAUCUCCGAGUUGGACUUCAUCAAGAACAUUGUGGAAGUGGUUAAUGGGCUUUUAGGCAGAAUCGCAUUGAAAGAUAGUAACAAUACUACUACUCCACAAAUAUAUACGGGAGAAGCAUCAAAUCAGGCAGUGUUGGAUGUCAAUCAAUUAAACGAGCUCCUCCACUUGUCAGAGACAAAGGCACCAGAAGCUGUGAAUCUAGACAGAUUUUUUCGAACAAGAUUCAUGUUUGGCUUUGCAUGGAAAGAUCUAAUCUGGACGAUGCAGGGUGGCAACGGUUUCGAGAUUUCUCCUCAUGCAAACUCUCUUCAGUUUCAUAUGAAUAUUCAAAGCCCUUAAUACACAAGAAAAUGAGUCACUAGAGAAAGCUAUAAACUUGUUUGCUCUUCACAUGAUGUGCGAGCAAGCAAAUCCUGCAGUAAUCUUUAGUAACUGGGACAAACUUGAUCAGUAUACUAAGACCAUCAUCUUCUACUAUGCACGAAAGAAAUGCUACAUGCUCAUGGCCUACACUGAGGUCUUUGUCUAUCUCUGCCUCUUUGACUUUAUCUUUAGUUUGCUAGAAAUUUCCUCUGUUUUUUAUACUUAUGGUUGUGAUUACCUUAUUGCGAAUGUAGCCGUACUAGAUUUUUCC
Brassica oleracea var. oleracea is the source of this 1170-nucleotide messenger RNA. Its product is annotated as protein PHLOEM PROTEIN 2-LIKE A8-like. Bases 87 to 875 code for a protein of 262 amino acids. Gene Ontology annotation, biological process: signal transduction. The transcript has 3 exons. Lineage: Eukaryota; Viridiplantae; Streptophyta; Magnoliopsida; Brassicales; Brassicaceae. The record is from RefSeq and is a predicted model, not a curated record.